Amoebophrya sp. A120 is the source of this 2664-nucleotide messenger RNA. The record is from the annotation of a GenBank genome assembly. Lineage: Eukaryota; Dinophyceae; Syndiniales; Amoebophryaceae.
AAAACAUCCGAAAAAUUAGCCGAACCUCGCCCUGGAUCCAUCGCUCUUUUGGUUGAGCGCACGGACGUGGAUGAAAGUACUGUACUUAUCUUUACCUCGUAAAAAAACAAGGCAUUUUCUUCUCUGUGGUACAGAACCAUGAACGACAACAAGGAAUUUGCAGAUGUGCAGUCUGAGAAGGGGGCACGAGAAGUCAAGAUCGCAGUUAUUGGUGCGGGAGUGGCUGGACUGAUCGCCGCAAAAGAGCUGGUUUCCGGAGAACGGCUAGGCGGCAACGUGCAUGUCGAUCUGAUAGAACAAGGCGAGCGUGUCGGUGGGCGAGUACAAACUGAAGAAUAUCUGACGGAUCAAGGCGAAACUUUCCUUCUGGAUCACGGAUUCCAGGUGCUUCUAACCGCGUACCCGGAGGUGCGCCGCCAUCUGCGUGAACUCUUGUAUGCCCGGCUUGAUAACUGCUACGUCUUAUUCAACAUUUUUGUCAACUAGUUUGUACCACGUAUACAUUUUGUACGUACUAGUAGUGCUCCCGUGAUAAGAACAAAAGAGACCACAGAUGUUGAAGCAUCGGCUUUGGCAUUCGCAGUGUGAACGUGCAUGUCUAUGCCAUGUUAGUUUAUCAAAAGCGUCGUCUUCGUUUGAGCCGGGCAUACGCUGCCUGAAGUGAGAUGUUUUGCGCAAGGCGCCGUGCUUGCGUACGAUGGACGACCUGCAGCUCGAGUUCUUGCUUCUGCCCCAUCAACCAAGCCGGAUGAGAAAGAACUCUGGGUGGUCGCAAAUCCGCUGACUUACCCGCGAGGCAUUUUUGGCACGCUGCGAACUGUAGUUUACCGCUGGGGUCUUCUGCAAACGCUUGCGGAUGUUUGCCGCUUGGCCUGUCGCCUGAUAUUUCCGCAGUGGGUCUUCCGAGGAGCAUACACGGAGCAUACCAUUGGUGAGGUAUCUACAAAUUGCAUCCGGGGGCUGUCCAAAUCAACCAAGGUCGCGUCGACAGUGGCACACCACCAGCACACGAUUGUGACUGCAAAACCGCCAGACACGCAGCUGGAGCCCGCAACUCGUCCUGACGGGCUGCACUUGACUACAGAUCUCUACCUUUCUCAGCAUGUGUCUUUGUCGCCAGCGUUUGUCAACGGGUUUCUGCGCCCCUUCUUCGAAGCCAUAUACGUGAGCCCACUUUCCUGCCAGCGCGCUGCGCUUUUUAAUUUCGUUCUGCGGAUGCUUGCGGUUGGUGGCGCAGCCCUACCACCGCGAGGCAUACGAGGGGUACCGGAGCACUUGCUGGAGCAAAUUCAGGAUAGAACCCGUCACAGCAAAAAUCUAUCGCUCAGUUGCGUUUUUGGAACUCAAGUUUCGGCCAUCGAGCAGGUUGCGGGCGGCUCGCGGCUCUCGGUCCGAUGCAAGCCCUCACAAGGAAACUCGACGAGAACCACGCGCGAACUAGUAUAUGACUUCGUCAUACUUGCAACUGACUGGGCUGCUGCCCACCGGCUGUUGGAGCCUUAUUUGUGCAGCAAGAAAGCGGCGAACGAGCACGAUGCUGCAGGAUGUUUAGAAGAUGAAGACAAGCCACUGUACACUGAGAGCGCGACCUACUAUUUCAGUCUCCCCGCCGAAGAGCUACCGGUUACCGAGCCACUGAUCGUGCUCCACUCUUACGAUGUUGACGAAGCAGCGGUACUAGCGGCAAAUAACGAUCGAGGGCCUGCUCCCUUGGAAGAGCCGCUUCUAGGAGGGGGUGCAGCUUCAGCUUCUACUGAGCGUGCUGUCGCUGGCAACAAGCCAAAGGACUUCUAUCCGUUCCGGGUCUCUAAUGUGGGCUUUCCCUCCGUCGUCCAAAGCUCGUACGCCCCGCAACGGAAGCACCUUCUUGCUGCCACUGUGAUGCGAACAGACUACGGGGCGAUAGGCGCAGCCGCGGCCCCAACCGGGACGAGAGGAAACGAUGACAAGGCGGCGACUGCGUGGCCGGGUGAGGGCUGGGUGUUGCAAGAGGUAGUUUCCAUGCUCAGACUCGACCACCAUGGGCGUGGGACGAAAAGAUCGCCAAAUAAAGAAAAUAUGAGUCUGCUGACUUCGUGGAAGUUUCUGAAACGGUUCGUCAUUCCCUUUCACCAGCCUCACCACGGCUGUGGGAUGAGCCGAGUGGUCUUCGGCCACCAAGGUCGGAUCAUUGCUUGCGGCGAUUACACCUGCGACCCGACUCUGGAUGGAGCCAUGCGGUCUGGUAGUAGAGCGGCCGAACUAGUGGCGCAGUCCGUACUAUCACUUUAACUGACGACGUGAAGAAAGCCAUACUUUGAAAUAAAAGCGUUGGUUCGUUCUGCACAACACUUCUUCAAUACGGUCUGUCCUGCUAUCGUGCACGCUUUCCGUUUCUGGUCGUACUCAUUUCUGAAGAUGGCGAUGCUCUGAAGACACUAUGUGCAUGCCAUGAGCUCCUGUCACUUUAACCGCAUGGGUUCAUACCUUUGGACAAGUGGAAACUGCGACAGGAUUCAUUAUCAAGAUCGGAGAGAAAGACGAGAGGAACCAUUCAUAGUAUUUCGACGUUAUACAUUUCGUCGAAAUUAUUAGUAAAUCGGUCCAGUGAUCAAAGCAACACCGGCGUGCAAAGCGCGUUUCCCAAGCUAGCAUUAGUACGCCCUCAUUAAUUUUUGUCAAAAA